Molecule: messenger RNA, 389 nt
Organism: Achroia grisella
Lineage: Eukaryota; Metazoa; Arthropoda; Insecta; Lepidoptera; Pyralidae
Gene: mRpS21
Product: small ribosomal subunit protein bS21m
Exons: 2
Coding region: 54-344 (96 amino acids)
Biological process (GO): translation
Cellular component (GO): ribosome
Molecular function (GO): structural constituent of ribosome
Source: RefSeq, a predicted model, not a curated record
AAUGAUUAUUUAAUAAAUCUUUCUAAACCGAGUUUCAAUAUAAAAAAUCCGUCAUGUUUCUCACAUUAAAAUUACUUUCAAAUAGACAUCCUUCCUUCAUAGCUCGUACUGUUUUUGUAAAAAACAAUAACGUGGAUGAUGCCUGUAGAUUACUAAACAGAAUUCUUGGGAAAGAAGGCAUUCUGGAGCAAUUCAGACUGACAAGAUAUUAUGAGAAACCCUUUCAGACACGACGGCGCAUUAAUCAUGAGAAAUGUAAAGCUAUCUACAAUGAAGACAUGGAGCGUAAAAUAAAGUUUGUGCUGAGGAAGAACCGACAUGAGCCAUUUCCAGGAUGCCACUGAAGAACUCUUUAGAUACCUAAUAGCAUUGUAGUUAUCUUAAUAUAA